Poeciliopsis prolifica (blackstripe livebearer) is the source of this 2836-nucleotide messenger RNA. RefSeq names its product RNA-binding protein MEX3A-like. Gene Ontology annotation, molecular function: RNA binding. The coding region runs from base 76 to 1653 and encodes 525 amino acids. The record is from RefSeq and is a predicted model, not a curated record. Lineage: Eukaryota; Metazoa; Chordata; Actinopteri; Cyprinodontiformes; Poeciliidae. The transcript is spliced from 2 exons.
GGAGGAGGAGGCGGCACGGUGCUGUUUCUCCAGUCUCUUUCCCCUGUCUUUGUCUCACACACUCUUUUGUUAGCCAUGCCUAGCCUGCUGGUUCUAGCAGGGAUCAUGGAGAAAAAUGGGGGCUACGGCGGGGAUCUGGCCGGCUCCGGCUUCGGCGGCGAAGGUCUCCUCGUGGCGCCCGACGAGGAGGAGGACGACUCCCGCGCCCUCAGGGUCGCGCUCGGCCAGUUGUCGCUGCUGGGGCUCGGAGAAGGCGAGGACGGCGGCGGCGGAGCCCCGACAACAGGAGUGCAGGACCGGAGCAACAAUAACAACAACAACCACCACCACAACCACGCCAACAGCGUCGGGGGCGGCGGGGACGCGGCCAUCCUGCAGGGGAAGAGCAAGUUGUGCGCCCUGUACGACAGCUCCUCAGCAGAGACUAAAGGACGAGGCUGCAACAUAACAGAAUGCGUCCCGGUGCCCAGCUCCGAACAUGUGGCCGAGAUAGUGGGGAGGCAAGGUUGCAAAAUAAAAGCUCUGCGAGCCAAGACCAACACCUACAUCAAGACCCCCGUUCGAGGAGAGGAGCCUGUGUUUUUAAUCACCGGCCGGAAGGAAGACGUUGCACUGGCCCGCCGUGAAAUCAUCUCUGCUGCAGAGCACUUCUCCAUGCUCCGCGCCUCCCGCAACAAGCUGGGGGUGUCCUUCAGCGGCUCCCCGCCCACGCCUCUGCCGGGUCAGACCACCAUUCAGGUGAGAGUGCCAUACCGCGUUGUGGGGCUGGUAGUGGGGCCUAAGGGCUCCACCAUUAAGCGCAUCCAGCAGCAGACCUGCACGUACAUCGUGACCCCGAGCCGAGACCGUGACCCCGUCUUCGAGAUCACGGGUUCCCCGAGCAACGCUGAGCGCGCCCGCGAGGAGAUCGAAGCGCACAUCGCCUUCCGAACAGGAGGCCUGCAUGACCACAACAACGAGAACGACUGUCUGGGGCCCAACGGUGGAAGUAGCCCGGCGGGCAGCACCGGCGGUCUGGAGAGCCGGCUACAGCAGGUGUGGGGGCUGCAGGGGGGCCAGCGCAAGCCUCUCACCAGCAGCUACCGCCAGAACUUCUCAGAUGCCAUGGUUGGAGGCGGGAGCGGAGGAGGAGGAGGAGAGGGAGGGGGGAUCUACAACAAGAGCAACUUCUCCAGCUCCGGAGAGAAACCUUGCUCGUAUUUUGGAUCUGAGGGCACCCAGGGCUGGGGGGACCCUGACUACCCCAAACAGGUGUCCUUUUACACCCAGCAGCGCUCCAAAAGCUUCGGUGGCCUCCCGCUGCCCCUGACCAGACUCUCUCCUGGGUUACCGGAGCCCUGCGGAGGCGGGACCCCCAACAACUCAGUCACCAGCAUCGUGUCCGGCUCGCCUCACGCCCAGGCUCGCCGCGCCCACAGCGAGCCCGCCUCGGCCGGGGACGGCUUCCCGGGCCGCCUGCCGGUGCCGGACUCUCCGCCGGCCACCGUGCGGGACUGCAUGACCUGCUUCGAGAGCAAAGUGACGGCUGCCUUGGUGCCCUGUGGCCACAACCUGUUCUGCAUGGAGUGCGCCAUCCGAAUCUGUGAGCUGAACCACCCGGAGUGCCCGGUGUGCCACACCCAGGUCACUCAGGCCAUCCGGAUAUUCUCCUAAAGAACCACGUCCGUUUUAUCCUUAGUUUCCUCAGUGUUUCUUCAAUAAUUAUUUACUGUUCUUAUGAUUACUAUUAUUAUUAUCAUUAUUAUUAUAUACGUUUUUGUUUUUCAGAAAAUUUAAAAACAAUCAAGCAGAUAUUUUAGAAGGCCUGCUUGCUUUACUAAAAAGUAUAAGAAAUAUUUUUAAGUUUUUCUUUUUAUAUAUAUAUGCAUAUAUAUUUUAUAAAAGUUUUGUUUAUAAGAGAAGUAUAGUACCUUGCAUUUUCAGUUUUUUGACUGCUGCUGUUUUUCAUUCAUGAAUCUCAGUGUAGGCAGAGGUAGACAGUAAUGUGAACAUUUUAUUCUUCGAUUAUUUUUUUUUUUUUUUUACCUUAAAGUGGGUUUUACUGAAGGAAACAGAUGAUUGAUGAGGAACCCAAUCUGCACUUGACUGACCUACAAAGUCAAAGUUGUUACUAGAAGGAAUAAAAAAAUAACUUAUUGCACCUUACAAUCAUCUUGGUCUAAAACAGGAUUGUUAAAAUCGUACCUAGAGAAAUUCAAAAGCAGCAGAUGUGAAGUUAAACUCGACGUUUUCAGUUAAACUGUGAUUGUGGGUUCGGAUAAUUGGUCCAAAGUAUUUUGGCUAAAGGAUAAAAGCGUAUGGGUUCGUUCCAGUCAGGAUCCAUACAGAAAGAGAUGAAGCAAAUCUUUAUUUCAUUAAAAAACAGAUUUAAAAGGGAUAGGAUUUUAAUUAUUUAUAGAAACUGCUUGAAUUUUAUGGAUAUUAUUCAGAGAGGAUGAGGGUUGCUGUAAAGGUGGGGAUUCUCCGUCCGCUAGCCGUUGGUGACGCUCUGGUCACUGCAGUGUGUUGAAAAGACUCGGUGAUGCUUUGCUGCUUGUGGCUCUUGAAAAGCAUGUGGCUCCUCGGUUGGCUUAAAGCGCUGAUUUAAUUUGCGAGGCCAAAAAGCCUUGGAAUCCAUCCAGUUGGCCCCUUUUUGAUAUUCCCCAAGGACUUGUCUCAAAGCCACCUUAACCACGCUUUUAUUGUGUCGUGCGGUCGUUUGGCCGCGUCCGGCUAACAAUGGAGGACGAGGCGGGAGCCCCCCUCUCGUGUCCUCGGAGAACCUUAAGAUUGGACGGAAGCUGAAUGAAACGUCUCCUGAAUCAGCAGCAGCAGCAGCAGAUUAAAGGAGCAGAUA